Molecule: messenger RNA, 312 nt
Organism: Suillus fuscotomentosus
Lineage: Eukaryota; Fungi; Basidiomycota; Agaricomycetes; Boletales; Suillaceae
Exons: 1
Source: RefSeq, a predicted model, not a curated record
GAUAAGGAAAAGAAGGGUACGGCUCUCAAAACCCCCCUCAGACUCAACAAAGCUACUGGUAAGGAAAGCAGCGUUCAGCUAGCCUUUUCUGAGUCGAACUGGGGAACAUUCACUCGAGACUAUUACCUGUCCCUUCUGAGGUGUGGCCCGAAAUAUACAGCGGACACGAUUAUCAUGGCACACCCGUUCAUGAAAGAUUCAAGCUCAGAUGGUAGCAUUAAAGGCUCAAAUGUCAAGGAAGGUGUUGCAGCCAGUGGGGAGCGGGCAAUGCUCUGUGAGUGUUUUUUUCUUGUUCCGUGCUCCAGUGACUGA